Oryzias melastigma (Indian medaka) is the source of this 4822-nucleotide messenger RNA. It is a transcript of the gene cracd, whose product is annotated as capping protein inhibiting regulator of actin dynamics. NCBI's taxonomy places the organism in Eukaryota, Metazoa, Chordata, Actinopteri, Beloniformes, Adrianichthyidae. Gene Ontology annotation, biological process: maintenance of gastrointestinal epithelium; negative regulation of barbed-end actin filament capping. The coding region runs from base 630 to 4217 and encodes 1195 amino acids. The transcript is spliced from 9 exons. The record is from RefSeq and is a predicted model, not a curated record.
GAUAGAAUUACUUGGAGGGCCGGAUCCGGCCCCCCUCGCCUUGACUUUGACACGUAUGAUUUAAGGAAUCAAUGCCUUCAUAUCAUAGCGGUUUUCUCUAUGAUUAAUCACUGCAAACCUCUGUUAUUUUCUUCUAUAUUUAGCAUUACCCAGCACUUAGCUAAAUGUCAAGUGCACUUGGCGGCUCUCUGCUUGUCUCUGUGCUGGUGACCUGCAGCUGAUGUAAAUUAGCCACAUGAGGAGAAACUGAGGCAGAGGAACUGUAUGUCUGUCUGUGAUCGGGAUUUCUUGGCUGUCCUGAUGCUAGCUGCAGCACGUUGCUAUGGAAACCAGCUCAAACUUCAGAGGAUAAGGAGGAUGAAGCUGGUAGACAGUGGUUGGUGAUGAAAUCAGGAGUUUCUGUUGAUCUUAGGAGGAUGUUGAUCUGGCUUUUGAGAAUCUUCUUAGAGAUCUUCCUCAUCGUCAUCCUCCUCCUCCAUACCUUCCUCAUACAUAACACCUCUAAUGAACCCCAAUCUGCUGUUUUGUCCUCUUUUUUUGUUUAUUUGACGGUUUUCUCCUGAAGCCACAGCGGAGGCGGCUCCAGCGUCCAUCAGGGUAAAACGAGCUUUGCGAUAAAGAGCAGAUCGAUGUUCCCAAAGGUUUUGCUGCAGUGGUGCGCAGCCAUCUCGAGCUGUGCUGCUGAAAUAGACAGAAGACGACAGGGGAAAUUUAAGCCUUUCAGGCAGCUGUUUGGGAAGAAGAAGAAAAGAGAGGCGAAGGGGAACUUUGAUGGAGCGCAGCUAAAAGCUAGUUUCUCCUCUGGGGAGGUGUGCAACGGAGUCGUAUCUGAGGAUGAGGAGUCUAAUCAAAAUCUGAGGGACUUCCAUCCGGUUGGGUCUCGCGCACUCUCGCAUGACAGCAUCUUUAUCCCGGAGGAGGCGCUGAGGGAGCUCGCUCUAAACCACAGCAUGUCCCAGGAAAACGUUUCCGACAAAGUGAAGCAUCUGCAGAAGCAGAUAGCACAGGGUAUCAAGUUUGGCCAGCGGCCGCCUUCACUUCGAAGGAGCGAGGGAGAUGAAGGCAGCUCAGAGGAGGAGGAGGUUCCUCGGAGCCCUCUGCAGGUUCUGGCUCAGGUUGAAGCAGAGCCACAAAAAACAGAAACAAAGGUCAGCACCCCACUGAAGUCCCCCAGGUCCAAACAGGUUCUGCCACCAACUGGUACAAUAGAGUCCGUCAACCUUGAUGCUGUCCCCCAGUCGGUUCCUCUUUUGGACAACGCCGCCGCCAAGCAUAAGCUGUCAGUCAAACCGAAAAACCAGAGGAUUUCCCGUAAACACCGACGCUUCACGCAGGAUCUCCAGGAAGUUUCCAUCCCUGGACUAGUGCAGGAAGAGCUGGAGGCAGCCGGCGGCUCCUCGUUCGACCAGCGCAGAGCAUCUGCUGACGACUUCCACUGGGAAAGCUUAAAGAAGCAGAGGCUCUAUGAGGAGGAGAGGCAGGAAGCAAAGAGGAGGAGAGAGCAGGAGGAGCAGAACCUCCGAGAGGAGGCAGAGAAGCUGAGGCUGCAGAAGCUGGAGGAAGAGAGGUUCAGGAAACAACAGGAGGAGGAGGAUAGGAGGGUCAGAGAAGAGGAGGAACAGAAGAGGAGAGAGGAGGCUGAGAUGAGGAGGAAGGAGGAAGAGGACAAGAAGCAAAGGGAGGAGGCUGAGAGAAAAAGGAAAGAGGAGGAAAGGAGGAUCAGAGAGGAGUUAGAAAGACAGAAGCAGGAGGAGGCUGAGAGAAGGAGAAAAGAAGAGGAGAGGCUGAGAAAGGAAGAAGAAAGGAAGAGACAAGAGGAGGAUGAGAGGAGAAAGAAGGAGGAGGAGAUGAGGAUCCAGGAAGAGGAGGAGCGCAUGAGGAAGUUAGAAGAAGAAAAAAGAGAGAGAGAGCGUCAACGGAAAUUGGAAGAAGAGAGGAGACAACUGGAAGAGCAAAGGAGGAAAGAAGAAGAAAUGAAAAAGAAGAAGGAGGAAGAGAGGAGAAAGAGAGAGGAGGAGGAGGCAAGGCUGGAAGCUGAGAAGAAGAGAAAGGAGGAAGAGGAGAAACUGAAGUUACAGGAGAUUUUGGAAAAAGAAAAGAUGAGAAAAGAGGAGGAGCAGAGAAAAAUGUCUUUGGAGGAAGACUGCGGGAGCUUGGACGCCGAAGAGAGGAGGAGGAGGGCCGAGGAGCUGCGCUGGAAGGAGAUGGAGGAGCGACAGAGGCCGUUCUCCUUCAAAGUCUCCUCCGGGGAGAAGCAGAUCCUCUUCCAGAAGGUCAACCUGACUCCCGUUACGCUGGCCUCCAGCCUCCAGACCGCGGCUGUCGCUCCUCAAGGAGAGGGAGCCAGGGCCCCGCCCCCUGAAGGACCCGACCCCCCCAACCUGCCAGCGUCUCCAUAUGUCCCCCAUACCGCCAUCUUGGUGACGGGCGCCCAGCUUUGCGGGACAGCCGUCAAUUUAGACCAGAUCAAAGACACGGCCUGCAAGUCUCUGCUUGGUUUGAGCGAAGACCGGAAAACCCAAGGAACGCCGCCGGCGCCGAGCAAAACCUCUCCAGAGCGCAGGUCCGGGAAAACCAAAUCACUGACCGAGUCCGCGCUCUCCACUGACCAGGCGAGCGCGGCGGUGCUGGCGGAGUGGGCCAGCAUCAGAUCAAAGAUCUUCAAAGGGGUGGAAGAUGGGAAGUACGAUGAGUACCCAGACCCGCAGAACAGGAACCAGACUCCGCCCCCUGGCGAGGAGCAGCCUCCGUUUGCCCACGCGAACCUCAGAAAGACCGUGUCCUCCAGCGCCAAGUUCUCCAUCACGCCUGCAAAGAAAAAGUUUGGAGAUUUAAACAGGAACUCUGAACUGUUUGAGAAGGAUGCAAAAGAGGAACCAUCUAGCCCCCCUGCAUCCUCCCCCCCCUCUACCUCUAAACCCCCCCACAGGACCGCCAAAACGGUCCGUAUCGUGGACAGAGGGUCCGAGGAGUGUAUGUUUGCGAAGGAUCUCCCAUCGUUCCUGGUUCCCAGCCCAGGAGAACGACCGGAGGGGAACGAGCCGAAGAGCGAUCCGGAGAAGUCCGAGGGGGAGGAGCGAGGACGGGACGCCGACGAUAAGCCCUCUCCUUUUGGGAUUAAGCUGAGAAGGACUAACUACUCUCUGCGCUUCCACAGCGAGCAGUCGACAGAGAAGAGGAAGAAGCGCUACAGCGCCGGAGACAGCUUUGACGGCGUCCCCUCUCCUCUGACCCCCAUAGAUCCAGACUCUGACGCGUCCUCGGUCUUCUCCGACAAGUCGAGUUCGCCUCAGAAAGACGGAGCGGCGUGUAAGUUCUUGCACGCCUCCUCCCCCACCUUCCCGAAGGGUAAACCGGCCCGAUCCGCCAGCGCCGCUUCACACAGCGAAGCACUCUCCAAACCCCCUGUCUACAGACGACCACCAACAUCCCCCAAACCGUCCGGUGGAUCCCCAACUCCUCCCCCGUCCCCACUGCCGAAGGCCGGCCACGAGGCGCCCUGCGACGAUGCAGUCCAGAGGGACGCGGGUUCAUCAGGUCUGGAUCAGGACAGCAGGAGCCAGGAACCGUCAACCACAGGCCAACCGUACCGGAGCAGCCAAGGUGAAGACGAGCCGAAGGAAAAGAGAUCCUUCUUCCCCUCCAUCAACAUCCCCUGGAGGGAGAAGGCUGACAGGAAGGCGGAGCUUAUCAAGAAAGCAGAGAAGCCGUCCCUCCAGAGCAGGCACUCUCUGGACAGCCCAAAGGUCCAAGACAAGGAAGCCGGGCCGUUGUGGAUCACUCUGGCCCUGCAGAAGCAGAAAGGCUUCAGGGAGCAGCAGCAGAACCGCGAGGAGCGCCGGAGCCAGAGAGAGACCAGGCUGGCGGAGAAGCAAACUCGAGAAAAAGAGGCCGCUGCACUGAUGAGCCCUACAGACAGUAAAGGAAGUGGGAGCACCAGCCCUUCCUCCAAGCCUCAGACGCCGGAGGAGCUCAAGAGACCCGACAGCCUCCUGGGACGGUUUGAGCGCAGGGAGCAUCUAAAGAAGGCCAACACCUUACCGGGCUCUGUCACAGUUGAGAUUGCAGACUCGACACCGUCGCCACCUGCCGUCAAGGACUUGUCGAAGCGCUUCCCGUCCAGCGACUCUCCGGGCGUGUCCACAGAGCCGGCCUGGCUGGCGCUGGCCAAACGAAAGGCCAAAGCCUGGAGCGACUGUCCCCAGAUCAUCAAAUAACCCCUCCCUCCCUCCAGCUUGUAUGGAUGCAGCAGGAGACUGAGGAGGCACCUGCCCCCUCCCCCAAUAACCCCCGUCGCUGACUGUGAAGCAGGUAAACCCCUCACGACCCACCACGCUGGCUGCUAUUACCGUCCUCUUGAAGUGCGCUUUCCUCCACUAAAACCGCACAGAUAUAAGGAAAGAGUCGCUGCAAGCAUGCAUGUGUUCUACCCAAACAGUGUAUGACCCUGAAGGCAUUGUUCUCAGCAGCCAAUCACCAUCCUGGUUGGCCAAUGCAGUAGCCAAUAACCCUAAACUCUUUUUUUUAACUUUGGAGCCAACUGUGUCAUCAUGAUGUAAAUAAAUCCUUCACUAAUCCCAGUAUAACUUCUCUGUAUUAUAGUGGUGAAGCUCUGAUGAAUGGCAGUAUUUAAUCUAUCAAAGGUGUGCGUCUGAACUGUGUUUCAAGGGCUAAAGGUGAGAAUAAUAACUGAAGUCUAACAGGCAUCUUCUCUUCUGCCCUCCUUGGUUUUGUUCAUGUGAAGCAGCAGAUCGAUCUGCUCUCAAGCUCUUCUGUAACUUUUCUCUAAACUUUGUCGUGUAAAAAAUGCACCUUUUUUAAA